Molecule: messenger RNA, 5728 nt
Organism: Acanthaster planci (crown-of-thorns starfish)
Lineage: Eukaryota; Metazoa; Echinodermata; Asteroidea; Valvatida; Acanthasteridae
Product: N-alpha-acetyltransferase 30-like
Biological process (GO): N-terminal peptidyl-methionine acetylation
Cellular component (GO): NatC complex
Molecular function (GO): protein-N-terminal amino-acid acetyltransferase activity
Source: RefSeq, a predicted model, not a curated record
GUACAUACAAAACAUUGCAAAAUGGUGGUAGGCAGUGCAAGCGGUGACCGGUGAUGGUUGAACUUGAAGUCGGACAAGCAUGCAUUCAAAGAAUUUCCUGAUGAGCUGCCAUAGGCAGAAAAUCAAACUUACUGUGGACAAAGCUUCCGUUUGUUCGGAAAUGUAGUAGAGACGGACAUCAAGAUUUAGGUCUGUGCAAGAAAGAAAUAUCCACGAAUAUGUCUACGUCUGCAGCGGGAGGCGUUGUAGAUUCUGCUGGCAGCAGAAACCAGCACACUGAUCUUAGUCGCGCCGAGACCGGCGGGUGUUCAGCGUCGCAAGUGCCAGGGAAACUAACGGUGAUGAAUGGUCCAGAAGGAGAAACCAUAGAGGGAGAGAAGAGUGGGCAACACCUGUUUGUUCAAGGCAACAGUUCCCAUCGAACGGACUGUAGCGAGAAUUGCAUCAGGCCUACCCAUGUCGCUUGUCACGCUAGUGAUCCCAAACAGAAUCAGUGUCAACUUAGGCCUAAUCAGAAUGAAUGUGUUAUGGAGUUCGAGUCCAAAGAAAAGCCUUUGUCAAACGAAUGUUUGGGCAAAGGAACUACAUUUGCUAGUGCCAAAUUCUGCUCCUGUAGUGAGCCAUGUGACAAUGAUAAUGGUAUGAAUGAGAAGCAUCAUUUAGGUUCAUCUGGUGUUCAAGUUCCUGAUAACACAAAACAUGCCUCAUCAGAAAAGAUAUUGAUGCUUAAGACAAUCGUGUCACAAGAGGGGGGAGUUGCCGCUGAUUGCAGACUUACAAAUGGUUGUUGUGACUGUCAUUUGAAUGAAGCAGUGCUUAAAACAGAGGAGCAUGGAAAGGUUAAUUAUGCCUGUAGAAAUGAGGAAAAAUCAGGAACGCUUAAAAACCCUAACUCCCCGUGCCAGUCUGACGAUGACCAAGGAGACCCAAGUUGCAACUGCACUGGCAAGAAUAUGAGCAAACCUUUAUCUGAUCUCACUAAAAUGGUCGAGAACAUAUGCCUGGAAAGUGAUGGCACUGAGGAGACUGUCCCCUCUUUAUCAUUGGAUGGCCGCAAGCAGGGCCCUACUACUGCUCAGGCAUGUCAGGAGCCCCUGCCUUGUUCUGAACAGGCUACAGCCAGCGGAGACUUGCUAACAGAGAUGGAUCAAUCCUUCAGUGCCCUUGGACCAGCAGGCGGGGAUCUUGAUGAUGCAGAGUUAGAGGAGUUUCCCUCCUCCCUCUCGGACUUCGUUCUCAGUUGUCAUAGCAACCGGUAUACAGUGCCUCCCUGCCCCGCCAACGACAGCGAUAUAAACACCAUACACAUUCAUUCUGGUUCCAGAAGUCACCCAGUCACCCUUGUGCCAUACAAGUCAGAACUCCAGAUGCCAGACAUCAUGAGACUCAUUACAAAAGAUUUGUCAGAGCCAUACUCAAUUUACACGUAUCGUUACUUUAUUCAUAACUGGCCACAGCUAUGUUUCUUGGCUAUGCACCAAGACAAGUGCGUGGGUGCGAUAGUGUGCAAGCUGGAUAUCCACAAGAAGAUGGCUCGGCGGGGCUACAUAGCCAUGCUGGCCGUGGACGAGAACUACAGGAAGCUUCAAAUUGGCUCGAGUCUGGUGAAGAAGGCCAUCCGUGCUAUGGUCAGGGGAGAGUGCGAUGAGGUUGUUCUGGAGACGGAGAUCACCAACAAGCCAGCUCUGAGACUGUACGAGAACCUUGGCUUCCUCAGGGACAAGAGACUCUUCCGCUACUAUCUCAACGGUGUGGAUGCUCUGCGGCUCAAGCUCUGGCUACGGUAAAACACAGAGGGCACAGAAAACUGCAGGACAGGUGACCGUUGCAUUGGCAUGUGUAUCGUUGCUGACACACACUACAAACUGACACUCACGCAAACUUUACAGAACCACAUCAGUUCGGUUGACAUGUCCUGUAUCUGUGUACUGUGUGCACACACUCAAAUGUAUUUUUGUUUUCCUGAUGGAAAACUUUUAAUAUCUUCAAUUACAUGUAAAAGGUUUUGGAUGAAAAUGUUUUGCACUCUCAAGUUGAUGAAGUAGAUUCGUUUCCAAACCCUUGUGAAGCACUUUGCUUCAAAAGCUAUAUACGCAACAUGCGUUUGGUUCAGUUGGUGCCAACCAAAAUUAUUCCCAUCAUGCAUCAGUGUAUACAGCCACCGGUAGACAGGAAAGCAUAAAAUAAAAAAGAUGAUUCAUUACACAGUUUCAACAGAGUGUUUGUGCAUAGUGCUUGUGUUGCAGUUCAUGGUAACCUUGACUCUACCUGAGUUGGGUACAAGUGCCACGUGUUCUUAUUUCAAGAGCUUUAGUGAGGUGAUCAACAUCAGAGCCUCCACUUUUGUGGAAGGUAGAAUCAAUGCCUCCUCUACGGGCCCUAACAAUAAGGACCCUUUUCAAACCCUUGGUACCAUCUCUCUCCGUUACUGCUCUCUCCCAAAAAAACAACAUGCCUGUUUAAUACGUACUAAAAUAAUUUUUUUUUAGGAGAAUUCAGAAUUAAGUUUGUCCAUCUGCAUGAAGAAACAGCAUGAGACCCUAAUAGUUUCUUUUCCAGGGAAAUCCAAAAGCAUGUGAGUCUAUGCCUAUUCUACCAGCGUCCAUCUGAAACUAAAAAAAAGAAAAGAAUUUAAAGAAAACUAAAUAACUGUGCGUGUGAGGACAACAAACUCCAUUAGCUAUUUAUUGUUCAAGUUUAUAUUAACUUCGAGAGUUUGAUACUGAAAAUCCAGCUUUUACGUUGAAACAUCCAGCUAGAUCUACAGGGAUUUGGCACUGUGCAGUUUCACAAAAAGCCUUAUCGUCAGACUUCUGUGUGUGGAAUUUGCUAUAGGUCUUUGUUCUCCAUUACUGAAAACACUCAGUGUAACAAUGGGGCUCCAUCUAAAUCUCUUGUCUAGGGCUAGGUCUAGGUCUAGGCCCAUUGGGAGUAUACAAGGACAUGCUGAUAACAGACGUAGCCGUAGCCUCGGAAUCCUGUUUCAGACACAGCAUAAGCAUGAGAUGCACUGAUAUACAACAUAAAUGUAUAACAAUGACAAUAAUACUGAUUGUACUUGAGCACAAGGUGCUUCAAAGUCCCUGAUCUUUUGGUCCUUUAAUCCCAACCAGGUUUUGUAGUUUUCUUGAGAGGGUAAUCAAUGUACUCUUCUGGCUGCGAGUUGUUUUUAUCAUGCUGCAUAUCGAUACUGCAGUGCCCUAUUAGGCGUUGCAUUUUAACGCAGAUGGUUGCAUCUCUUAAAGUUUGUUAAGAUAUACGAAGCAGCCAUUGUGUUCUCUCACAUAAAAGAGCAGUCAUGGCAAACUGUCUCGCUCAGGAACAUAAGCAGCAUGAUGACCUUCAUGACCCUGGAAACAAGACCAUGAACUCAUCACAAAGGCUGCGAGAUGAAACCAUGAUCAAAUGAGUUUAAAUUUAUGGCUCUCGUACAAAGAUAUCCCUAAUUGACUGAUAUACUUGAGUGGAAAUUAAAAUUAUCAGACUGCAACUUGAAAAGAUUUCCAAAUUAAGGACAAGUGGUUUGAAUAAGAAAGAGCACACUGAGAAGAAAAGUACGGUGUUUUUUUCACAGAGUAUACAAUGUAGACCCACAUUAUCAUCCAAAGACUAUAGGUUUUUUUGGUGAUUCUUUUCUUCAGUGGAGAACCACUGAACCACCAAUGACUCUUCCAUCUUUUUUAUGCAUCUUCGAUUUUCUGGUCUUCAGAAUACUUGCACAGUGAUGAUGUGAAGUUGCAUUAAAAAUACCGACUGCACUUUUGCAUGAUGCAUAGUUUUAAUUUCAAGAGUUCUCAAGACAACUAUACCACAGCACAACUUUAAGAAGUUUUCAAAUUCUUAAAGAAACUAGUGUACACGCUAACAAAAAUUGUGGCAUGCAAUAUUCCUUUGGGAGAUUUAAAAAAUUGGCCAGAAGCACUAUACAUUGUAAAGUGCGAUGAAAUUAUUUCUUAAAUUUCUUACAUUUUAACACAUUUUUGAGAUAAUUAUUUAGAGUGAAGUAUACUUGCACAAUUUUUUUUAAAACCAGACCCUGUCCAUUGCCAGUGACUUCUUUAUGGAGUGCGAUCCAAUGAAAAGUGAGACUGGUUCACUGAAAUCGAAAUUGAAGUCGCGGAUGAACAUUUGUAACAUCCAUUAAUACGAUUUUGAGAAACCGUCUGCAUACUGUCAUUUCAUUGGAUGUGCUGCCUCAUGACUUCCAUUUUGCUGCUUCGUCAGGGGCAUAUUUACACCAAGGUUUUGGAUCAGUGUACGGAUUGGUAGAGCUUAUUUCUUUGCGGGAUAUUCAAGUUUUGAUUUUUAAUUUGACAUACAUGUAGAUGUCUCCUAAAGCAUGGGGUAGUGAGAUAAGGUUGGAAUUAUAAACAGGGAAAUAUUGUGGUCAAACUUUGUUGACUGCAUUUACUGAAUGAUAUACUAUUAUCCAGAAAAUUGUCUGAGGAUUUUUUGUGUGUAAAAUUCGUUCAGUGAAUGUGAUGUGGCUUCUGGAACUUGAAAAUUCUUGUAUUUUUGAGCCAGAGGUUACAUUGCUUCAGGCUUUCCUCGCGCUGAUGUGUGUAUUUUUGUGUGCAUGGCAAAUAUUAGUGUGGCUCAUUUGAUCAAUUGCAAAUGGUGCUAAAGUUUGCGAGCAUUUGCUCGUGAAAUUAAUAAUCUCCUUUAAUACACUUUUAUAAAAAUGUACAAGCCGCGCAUUUUUUCAUGUAUGAAUUCCAAAUGCUGUCGAAAGUGCGCAGCUUGGUACGUGGGAAGGAACUCGCUCUUCAGUUGAGAUGCAAUUUCUAUUUCUGAUGGCAUCUAGUCAGUAGUUGUAACACGGUAAACACUAUUUUCUGGAAAUAUUUUUUUAUUUUUUAUCCAACUUAAAAUGAAAUGGAAACAAAGUGCUGUGAUUCCUUGUGGGAUUUUACUAAGCCUUCUUGUUCCGGGGUGUUGCGUGCAUUUAAUCUGAUUCAUCUCUAUGCUUGUUAUGUGUACCUCUGAAUCUAAUGAAUAAGUUGAAGAGGACGACAAAUAUGGAACAGGAUAUUUGCAUGAAAACUGACUAUUUGUACAUUUUAAUACACUUCCAUGCACCCGCCGUGUAAAUGGUUUGAUUGAGAACGUGAGAUUCUUUUAAACACCACCCACUGUUGACUAAACCGAAGUUAACAGAGGGGAGGAAAAACCCUUACGGCUUGAGUGUGCAAGCAGGAUCGUAUACAAAACUGUGUAAAUUAUUUGUACAUGUACAAUGAUGGUUUCAGGAUCACUUGAAGAAACCUUCGCAUUCGCUGUAUAAAGCACGUGAUUUUGUCUUAUUUAUUUUGAGAAACAAAAUAACACUGAUUUCCCCUUUGUUGUCUGUAACGGUAUACCGCAGUGUACUACUGUGAAUUAAACUGUAAAUUAUGUGUUAAAGUACAUAGUAGCAUGAUUUGUGUACAUAAUGUGAAAUCCUAUAGGGAAGGCCACUUACCCUGUUCUGUAACGAUGCUUGAGGCUUUUCUAUAAAAGGUAUUAACUUAUUACAUGAAACUGAAUGUUGGAAUGAUAAAUCAGUCCUUUGGUGUACAAACACACCGUCAAAUGGAUUCUCAUUCGGGUUUUUUAGCCCUGAAUCGGCGACGUUGCUCGCGCAAUACUGUUGAGUUCUAAGACCUAAAUUGUGUAAGCGUGAACGUAUGCACAGUGUUUUAAUACUUGUAGCUGCUGUAGAAAUAAACACGAAGUUGUUGGGAAAAUC